AUGUGGAGGCAAGUAAAGGGAGCUGAAAAAUUUAAUAAUGGAGGAUUUACAGCUUGCUCAUUGCUGGUCACUCAUUUUGAACUGAAAAUAGCUGGAGUAGAUCCAAAAAAGAAAAUCGAAGUAGGAAGUUUCCGAGUUUCGCCAACCGGAGAACAGAAAGGACUUAAAGAGAUCGGCUAUGCACGUUCCGAAUCUCAUUUAACAGAAAUUAUUGAACACGUGUGUGACGAGGCGAAACAAUACAAACUUGUGGUAAAUACAUUGACCGGAAAGUCUGUAUAUGUUCAUAAAGAUGCUACAUAUCUGAAAGGAGACGAGUCAUCGAAAAUAAGAUCACGUCUACAGAAUGCUUGUAACGACUUCAUUGAUUCUCACGAAGACGAAUUACUGACAUUCCUGAAAACAGCCCAUGAAGAACCAGUCAAGACAUUCUGUCAUUACGAGAUCGGAGUUUGUUCUUCUGUUGACGUGGCUGCUCUUCCACCAAACGAACCACCAAAAAAUGAAGAGGAACCAAUGAAUCUGUCUGAUAUCCCUGAUGAUGAGCUGUAA
Molecule: messenger RNA, 552 nt
Organism: Caenorhabditis remanei
Lineage: Eukaryota; Metazoa; Nematoda; Chromadorea; Rhabditida; Rhabditidae
Exons: 3
Coding region: 1-552 (183 amino acids)
Cellular component (GO): endoplasmic reticulum
Source: RefSeq, a predicted model, not a curated record